Messenger RNA from Rodentolepis nana, 570 nucleotides. The record is from the annotation of a GenBank genome assembly. Lineage: Eukaryota; Metazoa; Platyhelminthes; Cestoda; Cyclophyllidea; Hymenolepididae.
AUGCUAGUGAUUAUAGGUCUUUCCUAUUAUUCAAUAUUUACUGCGACUCUUUCUAAAGAGGCUGAAAAAGCUGCAGAAGUGGCAGAGAUCGAGUACACGAUGCGUCUUUCAGCCAAAGAGAACGAGAAAGCAAUCGCUGAGAUAGAGGAGAGUAUUCGAGCCGCAAGAGCUCGCGCAGAAGCCGAUGCAGAAUUUUAUCGUGCCUCGCGUUUGGCUGAAGCCGAUUCCCUUCGAUUAACUCCACAAUUUCUUGAAUUAGAACGCUAUCGUGCCAUGGCGUCCAACUCGAAGGUCUAUUUCGCUUCCUUGAGUGGUGAGAAUCCCUUCCUUACCUCCUCGUCGGGGCAUUCGAAGAAUGAAAAGGCCUCUGAUCCCUCCCAAGGUGACAUACCCGCAUCACUUGCGGACUUAGUCGGUUCAGAAUUUUUCACCUCGGUUCUCGAAAAUGUGAGCAGUUUGAAGCAACUUGGAAGUGGAGUGUUGGAGGGCUUAAUCAAGUCGGCUCUUAGUUCUGAGGGUGAUGAGAUUGCGGAAAGCAGUGUGAAAAUCAACAGUAAUCCUUUGGAUGAG